CCCACCUGCCCUGCAGCGGCUCCGCCGUCCCGGGCCCCACACCCACCGGGCACAUCGGAGGGCCCGCUUGCCCCCGUCCUUGGCGGCCCCGCCCGAGCCGGGCCUCGGCUGCCCGCCGCCAUGGCGUGCGGAGCCACUCUGAAAAGGACUCUGGAUUUCGACCCUCUGCUGAGCCCCGCGUCUCCGAAGCGGAGGCGGUGCGCGCCUUUGUCGGCACCGGCGUCGGCUACAGCCUCUCCUGCGGCCGCCACCGCCGCCGCCGCCGCCUCGGCCGCGGCCGCCUCUCCGCAGAAGUAUCUCCGGAUGGAGCCUUCCCCCUUCGGCGACGUCUCCUCCCGCCUCACCACAGAACAAAUUCUGUACAACAUAAAACAGGAGUAUAAACGUAUGCAGAAGAGAAGACAUUUAGAAGCUAGUUUUCAGCAGACAGACCCAGGUUGUAGUUCUGAUUCACAGCCACAUGCAUUUCUCAUCAGUGGACCAGCAUCACCAGGGACUUCAUCUGCAGCAUCCUCACCAUUAAAAAAAGAACAGCCCUUAUUUACUCUAAGGCAGGUUGGGAUGAUCUGUGAACGUUUGUUGAAAGAACGGGAAGAGAAAGUUCGAGAAGAAUAUGAAGAAAUACUGAACACAAAACUUGCAGAACAAUAUGAUGCAUUUGUCAAGUUUACGCAUGAUCAGAUAAUGCGGCGAUAUGGAGAACAGCCUGCUAGUUAUGUUUCAUGAAUCACGCUUUUUGCAUUUGUGGGCUGCCUUGUUCCUUGUUGAGUUGUUGCAGGAGGUCCCAACUAUGACAUGCAGCAAUGCCAUCUGUGAAUACAGGUUAUUUCAAGCUUUCGUCAGUGGCAACCACUCUUAGGCAGCAGCAAUUGGUUUUGGAAAUUCCGUGAUGUCAUUACCACCUGGAUGUGGACCUUUGCUACUUGUAUUACUACCAGUGGCCUCGUUUUGCUGUAUCAUUACAAUUUGGCUUCUUUAUAUUAAUGUUUGAAAGGGAUUAAAGUUGGCAUCCUAGAACAUGCCCUUCACUGGUUAUGUAAAUAAAACUGUAGAAUGACACGUCA
Molecule: messenger RNA, 1064 nt
Organism: Peromyscus eremicus (cactus mouse)
Lineage: Eukaryota; Metazoa; Chordata; Mammalia; Rodentia; Cricetidae
Gene: Akirin2
Product: akirin 2
Exons: 5
Coding region: 121-726 (201 amino acids)
Biological process (GO): positive regulation of transcription by RNA polymerase II; positive regulation of innate immune response
Cellular component (GO): nucleus; chromatin
Molecular function (GO): transcription coregulator activity
Source: RefSeq, a predicted model, not a curated record